This is a messenger RNA of Bombina bombina (fire-bellied toad), 5542 nucleotides long. It is a transcript of the gene INSRR, whose product is annotated as insulin receptor related receptor. Bases 239 to 4336 code for a protein of 1365 amino acids. The record is from RefSeq and is a predicted model, not a curated record. Gene Ontology annotation, cellular component: membrane; axon; insulin receptor complex. The transcript is spliced from 22 exons. NCBI's taxonomy places the organism in Eukaryota, Metazoa, Chordata, Amphibia, Anura, Bombinatoridae. Gene Ontology annotation, molecular function: ATP binding; phosphatidylinositol 3-kinase binding; insulin receptor substrate binding. Gene Ontology annotation, biological process: positive regulation of phosphatidylinositol 3-kinase/protein kinase B signal transduction; protein autophosphorylation; regulation of JNK cascade.
UGUAAGUUUGUAAAAACCUCCUCCGUCCACACUAGUGAUAUUCUGAUCGCUCUCAUUCAUUCUAUGAAGCUUUUCAAAUGACAAGACCAAGCGGUUGACAGGAAUCCGGUGCCCAUUUCGUGCCAUUCAUUUUCUGAAUGGAUAUCCCUGCGCGCAGAAAGCGACUACUGACAGCCGUCUGAGGAGAUUCGGUCUUUUUUACAUUGUAUUUAUAUACUGUGGUGUUUGCUGAGAUACGAUGGAGGAAAUGGACCAUUUCAUGUAUGUUAGCUGCUUUAAAAGAGCUCUUCUGAUCACCCUGAUUCUCUUUACAAUGAGUGGAAAAGCAGCAGAUUUUUGCGGCAGCAUGGAUAUCCGUAAUGAUAUAUCCCAGUUUCACAAGCUGGAAAACUGCACUAUCAUCCAAGGAAACUUGCAGAUUCUGCUUAUGUUCAGCACCAAAGCAGAGGACUUCAGAGGACUCAGCUUCCCCCGCUUGACCAUGAUCACUGAAUACCUACUUCUCUUCCGUGUUUAUGGCUUAGAAAGUCUCCGGGUCCUCUUUCCAAAUCUUUCUGUUAUCAGAGGCACUGAUCUCUUCUUCCAUUACUCACUGGUGAUUUUUGAAAUGCCUCACUUGAGAGACAUUGGUCUCCACAGUCUCACCAACAUCCUACGAGGGGCAGCUCGUAUUGAACGCAACCAGGAACUUUGUCAUAUUAAUACAAUAGACUGGGCUCUGCUCUCCGACUCUGCUGAAAACAAUCAUAUAGUGGGGAACAAACCAGCAGAGGAAUGUGCUGAUGUUUGUCCUGGUAUACUUGAUACAGAGGAGACAUGUGUGCAGACGUCCAUAAAUGGAGUGUUGGAAGCUCGCUGCUGGACAUCCAAUUACUGUCAGAAAGUGUGCGACUGUGAUAAAGGCAUCACAUGCUCUAGCAAUGGUGAUUGUUGUCAUCAUGAGUGCUUGGGAGGCUGCAACAGGUCCGGAGACUCACAAUCCUGUGUCUCCUGUCGAAACUUCUAUUUCAAUGACCACUGCCUGCCCUCGUGCCCUGCAAACACCUUUGAAUAUGAAGGUUGGAGAUGUGUUACAGCAGAAUAUUGUGCUAGUCUGCGCAAGGUCACUGAGAACCCAAGAGAGUCUUCAAAGUUUGUCAUCUAUAAAAACCGAUGUCAGUCAGCAUGUCCACCUGGAUAUACAACGAAUGAGAGCAGCCUCCUCUGCCACAAGUGUGUUGGGCUCUGUCCAAAAGAGUGCAAGAUUGGAAUAAAAACUAUUGAUUCCAUUGAAGCUGCAAAGGAUAUAGCUGGCUGCACGUUGAUUGAAGGCAGUUUGAUUAUCAACAUCCGGAGGGGCUAUAAUUUGGCAUCAGAGCUACAGAGGAGCUUGGGGCUUAUUGAGACGAUCACUGGCUUCCUGAAGAUCAAGCAUUCCUUUGCUCUAGUCUCCUUAUCGUUUUUUAAAAACCUGAAGCUUAUCCGAGGGGAUUCCAUGGUAGAUGGGAAUUACACAUUGUAUGUCCUAGACAAUCAAAAUCUCCAGCAACUCUGGGACCCCAGUCAUGAGAACCUUUCUAUCCCAGUUGGGAAGUUGUACUUUGCCUUCAACCCAAAACUCUGCCUUUCUGAGAUCUACCACAUAGAGGAUAUCACUGGGACUAAAGGAAGACAGAACAAGGCCGACAUAAAUCCUCGUACCAAUGGAGACAGGGCCUCUUGCAAAACUCAUCAUCUGCAUUUUGUCACCAAUGUGACAGAAGCUGACCGCAUCUUCCUUAAAUGGGAGCGAUAUCAGCCUCCAGAUUACAGGGAUCUUCUGAGCUUCAUUGUUCACUACAAAGAAUCGCCAUUCCAAAAUGUAACCGAUUACCUAGGGCAGGAUGCAUGUGGCGCCAAUAACUGGAAUGUUGUAGAUGUGGAGCUGCCUCUAAAUAAUGACCAAGAACCAAGUGUGACGUUGCUGAAUCUAAAACCAUGGACUCAGUAUGCAAUAUAUGUACGUGCUAUCACACUGACAACAGAAGAGGAGGGACGGAACUUUGGAGCCCAAAGUGAUGUGGUCUACAUUCGGACAAAGCCAGCAGCCCCUACAGUGCCCCAGGAUGUCAUAAUUAUAUCCAAUUCCUCAUCAAACCUUAUUGUACGGUGGAAACCCCCAACCCAACGGAAUGGCAACAUCACAUACUACCUGGUUCUGUGGCAGCAGAUGUCAGAGGAUGCAGAAUUAUACAUCAAUGACUACUGUACCAAAGGCUUAAAGCUUCCUACGAGCAGUGCUGACACCAGGUUUGAUAAUGAUGAUGGUAACAGCCAAGAUUUUAGUCUGGACUCUGAAGAUAAGUGCUGCCCAUGCCACAAAAAUGGAGAUCAGGUCAUAGAUUUGGACGAGAGCUCAUUCCAGAAGAAGUUUGAGAAUUUUCUACGGAACACAAUAUUCAUUCCAAAGCCUCCUUGGAAAUUGACAUUAAUCAACAAGACCUAUCAGAGAUCCCCAAAGAAGAGAAGAAAUGCUCCAGGGACACAUGGCGAGGUCUAUGGCAACACAUCUUUUGCAGAUGGCACAGCAAGGCACACCAUCAACAACACAGGGGGCUAUUUUAAGCCAUAUACUAACAAGGACAAAAUUUUCCGGGACCGUAUGGUCAUAUCUAAUCUGAAACACUUCACAGAGUAUCGGGUUGAUAUCCAUGCCUGCAACCAUGCCGCUGACACUGUAGGCUGCAGUGCUUCCACCUUUGUUUUUGCCCGGACAAUGCAAAACCAUCAAGCAGAUAAUAUCCCUGGCAACAUCACAUGGAAUCCAUUGGGAAAAAAUACUAUUGUGCUGACAUGGGUGGAACCUCAAAAUCCUAAUGGACUCAUUCUAAAGUAUGAAAUUAAAUACAGGCGACAACAUGAGGAGGGGCCAUCAACAAUUGUGUGCGUCUCACGUCAUCGCUUUCAAAAAUAUGGUGGGGUGCAUCUCACUCUGCUACAACCUGGGAAUUAUUCAGCCUGGAUCAGAGCUACCUCGUUAGCUGGAAAUGGUUCAUGGACAGAUCCGAUUGUAUUUUUAAUACUUGGUGCUUUGGAUGAGCCGUCUGAUAACUUGUACAUGCUCCUCAAAGUAUUACCUAUUAUCCUCCUGGUGAUCAUCGCAUUGUUUGCUGUGUUUGUCUUCUUCUACAAUAAGAAAGGACAAAAUAGUGGCUAUCCCAAUGGAACCUUGUAUGCCUCUGUCAAUCCAGAAUAUUUCAAUACUUCAGACAUGUAUGUUCAAGAUGAGUGGGAAUUUCAAAGAGAAAAAAUUACUAUUCUUAAAGAACUUGGCCAAGGCUCUUUUGGAAUGGUUUAUGAGGGUGUUGCUAUGGAGAUUGUAAAAGGUGAACCAGUGACUAAAGUGGCUUUGAAGACUGUGAACGAGCUGGCUACUACGAGAGAAAGGAUUGAGUUCUUGAAUGAGGCAUCUGUAAUGAAAGCAUUUAAGUGUCACCAUGUGGUUCGUCUGCUUGGUGUUGUAUCUCAAGGGCAACCUGCAUUGGUUAUUAUGGAGUUAAUGACCAGGGGGGACCUAAAGAGCUAUCUACGUUCUCUGAGGCCAGAGGCAGAGAAUAAGAAUAAAAUGCCUCAGCCAUCCCUGAAGGAUAUGAUACAGAUGGCUGGUGAAAUUGCUGAUGGCAUGGCAUAUCUAAAUGCUAAAAAGUUUGUGCACCGAGAUUUGGCUGCUCGUAACUGCAUGGUGUCUGAGGACCUUACUGUAAAGAUUGGAGAUUUUGGAAUGACCAGAGAUAUUUAUGAAACAGAUUACUACCGGAAAGGUGGAAAGUCUUUAUUGCCAGUACGAUGGAUGUCUCCUGAAUCCUUAAAAGAUGGAAUCUUCACACCACACUCCGAUGUCUGGUCUUUUGGGGUUGUGUUGUGGGAAAUUGCAACCUUAGCAGAACAACCGUAUCAAGGUAUGGCUAAUGAGCAGGUUCUUCAUUUUGUGAUGGACAACGGGAUCUUGGAAAAGCCUGAAAACUGUCCUGACAGACUGCAUGAGUUGAUGCGCUGGUGUUGGCAGAAGAACCCCAAGCAGCGACCAUACUUUAUUGAGAUUCUUGAGAGUAUUAAAGAUGAGAUGAAACCCCAUUUCCAUGAAGCAUCAUUCUUCUUCAGCAAGAAUUGCAAGAGAAGAGGGUCCUCUGAAGCGUCAGAUGCAGAAGCAGAUCAGUCCAUUAAGGCUCUUCUGGAUGAAUCUCCCAACCCUUCUUUCACCCAUUUUUCUCCCUUGCGCAAAGCAGAAGAAGUAGAUUCAUUAAAUGCUAUAAACUCCAUAACGGAUGCUAGUAAAAAUGAAAACUCUUAUCAUAUGAAUGGGAGUGCAAAGCACUGAGCAAACCUGGUUCAUUUCAUUGCCUGUACUCAAAAUCGUUCAGAAGAUUACAGCAUGAAGUGACACACAAUAAAAAAGUGACGAACAAUAAAAGAAGUAUCACUAUUCAAGGAAUAUAGAUUUUUUUUAAAUAAAGUGAACAUUUUACACCUACAUCUCAUUUCAAGUCAGAUGUGCGACUUUUAUCCUAAUGCAUCUCAGAUUGUCUUAAUUCAUGUUAAGUGAAUGGAAUCAACUGGAAUUUUAGCAAUAUGUGUUGUGUUCCCAUAAACAUGGUUUUGCGAGCUUUCUUUGGUGAACAGAAAAAACAGGUGUUCUGAUAUAUAUAUUUUUUAUACUAAAUGUUAAUGUCAAAUUGACAUUGUGGGUGCUAGAUUUCGAUUGUGAUAUAGUGUUGAGAAUGUUUGUGGUGUCCAAGAGUAUAAAAAUGCUCAAAAGAUUAUGAUUUACUAAAGUUUGAGAAAUACUUUCUUUAAGUACGUGAAUUAAUUUAAAAACAGCAUUGAAAAUAAAUGCGUUAUUUUAUGUUUUAAAUUUACUUUUAGCAGUCAUUCCAAAAAGUAUAAAACAUUAGCUAGCUAAAAACCUCUAACAAAGCUAACAGAAAAGCUUGAUAUCUCAUCUCUACAUUUAGCAAAUCAAGGUUGUAUCAGUGAAAUACAAUUACAGUUUUAUCUGCUCGACUUAUUUUAUGAGUGAUAAGUCAUACUGCAGGGACCAUAUACCUAGCUUGAUUAAAGGAGCAUUCUAAAACAAAACUUAGAUGGUAAUUUAAAAAACAAUGAUUUUUUUUGCAUAACUGACUCUUCCUUACUCCGGCAAAUUGGUUAAGCACCAUAGGAAAAUGGGGGGCACAAGCAUCGCAAGUCUCAAGUGCUACAGCUUUUAAACAGAACUUUACCUAUGUGUAACGCCUUUGCGAGUUCGAAAUACCAAAAUGACAUGCACCGAAUUAGAGCACGUGAUUUUAGCAUUGACAUGUCCCUUGAAGCCAAGCUGACUUUUGUUGGAGUUUAUGAGUAGUUUAAUGCAAGUUAAAAUAAAUUAUCUUUGCACUUUAUACAAAAGGCACUUGAGAGCAAAUGUAGCAAUAUGUUUAACUUUAAUUCAAUGAGUAAAAUGUACACACUGAAUUAUGGUUUUUAGAGCAUCUGUUAAAUAAAGUCUAGGGUAAGCUUGUAUUAAAAGUCAAACUUGGAAAGAUAA